UCUACAUAUCCUCAUCAAGCAACUAACACGACUACAAUGAGGAACAAUAACUCGUAUCUCGCGGUGGCACUGGUGAUCCUACUGGGCGCAUCGGUGACGCAUGCUACCUUCUUGCAGCACGAUGCGCUGAAGAGCUUCCUCAAGUCCAGGGCCCAGACGCUCGCUAAUGGGCCUGUUGAGGCGGACACAUGGGCCGACCCGGACAGCAGCUUCAGCAACCUGCCCACGAGCUGCAAGAGCCCGCCGCCGGGCACGAGAGAGGCCGACAAGAUCGCGGCGCUGCCCGGCCAGCCCCCGCGCGUCAACUUCGACCAGUACUCCGGCUACGUCACCGUGAGCGAGCAGCACGGCCGCGCGCUCUUCUACUACUUCGUCGAGUCCCCCUACCAGGCCUCCUCCAAGCCGCUCGUCCUCUGGCUCAACGGUGGGCCUGGGUGCUCCUCGCUCGGCGCCGGCGCCAUGGCCGAGCUCGGCCCGUUCCGCGUGAACUCCGACGGCAAGACCCUCAGCAGAAACAGACACGCCUGGAACAACGUGGCAAAUGUGAUCUUCCUGGAGUCGCCGGCUGGCGUCGGGUUCUCGUACUCGAACACGUCAUCGGAGAACACCGUGAGCGGCGACAGGAGGACCGCGGUGGACGCCUACAUCUUCCUGCUCAACUGGCUCGAGAGGUUCCCCGAGUACAAGGGCCGUGACUUCUUCAUCGCCGGCGAGAGCUACAGCGGCCACUACGUCCCCCAGCUCGCCACCGUCAUCGUUUUCCUCCGCAAACUCGGUCUCACAAGCAUGAACCUCAAGGGAAUCUUCCGGCGACAUGGAUGAUGUGUGCCCGAUUACUGCGACAAGGUACUCCGUCAAGGAUCUCAAUCUGGCUGUCACAAAACCGUGGCGUCCGUGGUACACACCUGAGCGCGAGACUCUGCCAUGAGGAACACCAUCGCCUUCUCCCUCACACUCGUCGUUCUGCUAGGCGCAUCGCUCACAGCCACAGAUGCCUCCCAGGAGGAGCAGCUCAGGAAGUUCAUAGAGGCCAAGGCCGCAAAGAGGUUCACGAACAGGCCGAGCGCAAACGGGCCUGAGGAAACUGACCCAUGGGCCGAUCCGAGCAGCUUCAGCGACCUGCCCACGCGCUGCCAGGGCCCGUUUGAGGGCAGCAAGGCCGCUGACAAGAUUGUAGCGCUGCCCGGCCAGCCGCCCCGCGUCAACUUCGACCAAUACUCCGGCUACGUGACCGUGAGCAAGGAAUUCGGCCGCGAGCUCUUCUACUACUUCGUGGAGUCCCCCUACGACGCGCCCUCCAAGCCACUCCUCCUCUGGCUCAACGGUGGGCCGGGAUGCUCGUCGCUGGGCUACGGCGCCAUGAAGGAGCUCGGCCCGUUCCGAGUCAACCUUGACGGGAAGACGCUGAGCAGGAACAAGCACGCCUGGAACAACCUGGCUAACGUGAUCUUCCUGGAGUCACCUGCCGGCGUCGGGUUCUCCUACGCGAGCAACAAUUCGAACAACAACAACAACGUGGGCGACCGCAGGACGGCCGAGGACGCGUUCGUCUUCCUGCAAAAAUGGCUCGAGAGGUUCCCGGAGUACAAGGGCCGGGACUUCUACAUCGCCGGGGAGAGCUACGGCGGCCACUACGUCCCCCAGCUCGCCACCGUCAUCAAAUUCAUGAACGAACUCCACGGCACCCCCUUCAUAAACCUCCGUGGCAUCUUCGUUGGCAACCCGUACCUUGACGAUUACAAGAACGGCAAGGGGUUUGUGGAGUUCCUGUGGAACCACGGGGUGUUCUCCGACGAAGUGUGGGCAGGCAUCCUCGCCAACUGCACCUUCAGCCCGUCCGAUGACUGGCAGUGCUUCGUGGCGACGCACGCAUCCCAGAAAGGGAACAUCGAUCUCUACAACAUAUACGCUCCGAUCUGCCUCCAGUCAUACUACGGAACGUACCACUCCAGCAGCUAUUUGGCCGGAUACGAUCCGUGCAUCGACCACUACACCGAGACUUACCUGAACAAUCUCGAGGUGCAAGCAGCUCUGCACGCUAGGAUCAACACAAGCUGGUCAGGUUGCACUGACUUGGGCUAUAACGAUGGCCCUGUUUCCGUGGUGCCAACCAUCAAAAAGCUGGUCGAACAUGGGUUAAGCGUAUGGCUCUACAGUGGCGAUAUGGAUUCCGUAUGCUCUAUUACAGCGACGAGGUACUCUGUCAAGGAUCUAAACCUGCCCAUCACGAAACCAUGGGACCCUUGGUACACCCCUGACAGUGAGGUUGGAGGAUACGUUCAGCAGUACGAGGGAGGCUUCACGUUUGCAUCGGUGAGGGGAGCCGGCCAUCUGGUCCCCAGUUACCAGCCCAAGAGGGCGCUUGUUCUUCUCUACUCUUUCCUCAAGGGCAUGCUCCCACCUGCUGAUAUCCCAAACUGAAUUGGGUGCUCCAAUGACAUCUUCACGGUGUCUUCUGAUUUCUGAUUACAAGGGUCUUCAGAACUCCAAAUCCUUUCUGUUUCAAUAAACCGCUCCUUUCCCCCCAAAAAUGAGGACAUCCCUUCAGCGUGUGUAUCGGAUGAUGCAUACAACCGUUAUAUUAUUAUGGAGUAUGAAAUAACAGAACAAAGGAGCCUUUUAGAUCAUCGUCGACUCUUAUGUUUUUUCUGACAGCUUUGACUCUUAUGUUUUAACACUGUGUUGAAAUGAAUGUAAUGGUGUUCACAAGGA
This is a messenger RNA of Brachypodium distachyon (stiff brome), 2712 nucleotides long. RefSeq names its product serine carboxypeptidase 24. The record is from RefSeq and is a predicted model, not a curated record. Gene Ontology annotation, cellular component: vacuole. NCBI's taxonomy places the organism in Eukaryota, Viridiplantae, Streptophyta, Magnoliopsida, Poales, Poaceae. The transcript has 11 exons. Gene Ontology annotation, biological process: proteolysis. Gene Ontology annotation, molecular function: serine-type carboxypeptidase activity.